Molecule: messenger RNA, 1188 nt
Organism: Spea bombifrons (plains spadefoot toad)
Lineage: Eukaryota; Metazoa; Chordata; Amphibia; Anura; Pelobatidae
Gene: LIPT1
Product: lipoyltransferase 1
Exons: 1
Coding region: 3-1121 (372 amino acids)
Biological process (GO): protein lipoylation
Cellular component (GO): mitochondrion; cytoplasm
Molecular function (GO): lipoyltransferase activity
Source: RefSeq, a predicted model, not a curated record
AAAUGUUGAUCCAGUCAAAUGUAAGACGCUUGUGCCUAAAAUGUGUAUACCACCUACCAUCAGCCGGUUUUGGAAGUUCUGCUGAACAAGGGCUCAUCUUGCAAUCUGUCUCUAACAACGUUUAUGAAAAUCUGGCGCUGGAAGACUGGAUCCAUGAUCACAUGAACCUCGAAGACAAAAAUGUUCUUUUUCUGUGGCAGAAUUUACCAUCUGUCGUUAUUGGCAGACACCAGAAUCCUUGGAAAGAAUGCAAUCUUCAUCUAUUGAGGAAAGAAGGAAUCAGUUUGGCAAGGAGGAGGAGUGGUGGUGGGACAGUUUUUCAUGACAUGGGCAACAUUAACCUAACAUUCUUCACAUCAAGGAAAAAGUAUGAUAGAAUGAAAAACUUACAAUUGGUGAUUAGGGCUCUUAAAACCUUGCAACCUCGACUUGAUGUACAAGCAACAAAUAGGUAUGAUAUUCUGCUAGAUGGGAAAUAUAAAAUAUCAGGUACCGCUGCUAAACUUGGAAGGAAUGUUGCUUACCAUCAUUGUACGUUAUUGUGCAAUGCAAAUAGGACACUGUUGUCCUCUGUUUUGCAGAGUCCUUACCAUGGUAUACAAAGUAAUGCCACCCCUAGCGUACCUGCACUUGUCAGAAACUUGUCUCAGACAGAUUCUUCUUUAACUUGUGAAAAGGUUAUAGACGUUGUGGCAUCAGAGUAUUCUACUCAAUAUAGCAAUAAACCAAGCGUGAACUUAAUAGACCCAAAAGAUGAAAUAAUAUUUCCAGGUAUAUGUCAAAAGAAAAUGGAAUUGUGCACUUGGGAAUGGAUUUAUGGGAAAACACCAAAGUUUGCAGUUAAAACUUGUCUUCAGAUUUUGUACAGACAUACAAUGUUGGAUAUAAACCUAACAAUGGAAAUAAAAAAUGGUUAUAUAGAGACUUGUUCCGUGGGGCUACCUAAUCGUUGGCUUCCUAAAGAGCUAUGUGAAGAACUUCAGGAUGGAUUGGCGGGCAGUAAAUUUUGCCCAAGCGAAACUGCUUUUUUAGUGAGUAGUCUGUUAAGAACCUGUCCUCAAGACGAUGAUGUGCCAACAAAAUGGAACAUGUUAUGUGAGAAAUUGGUGUCCAUCAUGUGAAUUUGGAAAUGUGAAGUGUAAAUAAUUGUGUUGCCACUAACAUAACUCCAUUAAAAAAAUAUUUCAG